Messenger RNA from Seriola aureovittata, 2524 nucleotides. RefSeq names its product E3 ubiquitin-protein ligase TRIM11-like. The transcript has 2 exons. Gene Ontology annotation, molecular function: zinc ion binding. The record is from RefSeq and is a predicted model, not a curated record. The coding region runs from base 52 to 1509 and encodes 485 amino acids. Lineage: Eukaryota; Metazoa; Chordata; Actinopteri; Carangiformes; Carangidae.
UUAAGUGCUCAGUCAGUCGGUUUGACGGAGAAAGGAAGAACAAAAGGAGCCAUGGCAUCUACUUCUUACACUGAAGAUUUGACUUGUUCUAUUUGUCUGACGAUCUUCACUGAUCCUGUAAUGCUCCCAUGUGGUCACUCUUUCUGCAGAGAAUGUAUUUCACUUUCUCUUAGUAAACUGUGCCAGUGUCCACACUGUCGGGCAGCUGUUCCAAAAGAAGGGAAAUGUCUACUGACCAAUCACAUUUUGAAAAGUCUGGCUGAAAAAGAAGCUGAGAAGCUGAGGGGAAAGCAUAGAGAUGAAGAGGUUGAUGACCGGUUGUGCCCUGAACAUGAAGAAAAGCUGAAAUUGUUCUGCAUCACAGAUCAGCAGUUGGCUUGUAUCAUAUGCCGAGAUGGGGAGAAGCACGAAGGGCACAAGUUUAAACCAAUCAAAGAAGCAGCUGCAUCUGUGAGGAGGGAGUUGGAGAAGUUUCUGCAAAAGGUUUCUGAUGAUAUCUGUGCUGUAGAGAGCAUAGGGAGCAAACAGAGGGAAGAAAUAACAAAAACCAAAGAGAAGUCUCAGCAGCUGAUGACCCAAAUCUGCAGACAGUUUGAGGAGAUGCAUCAGUUUCUGAGAAAGAGAGAAGAUGAGAUCAAGAAAGACCUGAAAGACAAAGAGGAAGAGGCCAUGGAGAAGAUGAGCGAGACAUUGAAUGCUAUGGAAACAGCUUUGUCUGAGAACAGAGAGCUGGAGGGAAAGGUGACAUCAGUUCUGAAAAUCACAGACUAUGAGAGGUUCUUAAAGAGCUGGACUGAGGAAAACAGCAUGAAAACUGCAAAGCGCUCAUUUAAGCCCAGAGGAGGAAAUCUCAAAGUGGUGAAUCCUCCGCUCUCUUUGGGGCCUCAUGAAAGUCACCUGCAGUUCUUUAUGUGGCAGGAGAUGCUUAAGGUGAUCCAGCCCCGAGCUGAAGAGCUGUCACUCAAAAGUGACAGCCAAAACAUAACAGUGUCUGAAGAUGGGAGGAAUUUGAUGUAUAGCCCCAACAUUGUCAAGUCUCAGCAGAACAGUGGAUAUGGUGAGCUGAAUUCAGGCUACCAUUCCUGUCACUACUGUGGCAGAAGUAACAGGCAUUCCUGUCCAAGUUACACUGAGGACACCUCAGUACGAUAUGCAUCUGCAUACAGCACCAAUCAGUUCACCUCUGGGCAGCAUUACUGGGAAAUCGAGGUAGGAAAAAGGGACUAUUGGAAAGUAGGGCUACAAAAGUAUUACCUGAGCUAUAAUGAGCAAAAAUAUGUAACAUCUAGUCAAAAUAAGGUCACAAACUUAACCUUUACAGGAAGACCUCAAAAGAUUGGGAUUUACCUCGACUGCAUGUCAAAGGAGUUGUCUUUCUACGAUGCAGAAAACAUGACACAUAUUCACACUAUGAGAGAAGGCUGUCUGUCAGUGCCAGUGAAAGCUUAUUUUGAGUACAAAUUUAGUAAGGGAGCAGAUCAUAACCCCCUGAGAAUGUGCUUGUUCUGAGGUCUGGGAUAAUGGGGCUGUGGUAAAACAGGAUCUGCAGAUCAGAUGGCCGCCUCAAUCCUUAGCUCUCUUUGACUUUCAUUGUUUUUGUUUAUUUGUUCCACGAUCAUCCUGGUCCCCAAGAAAUCCUCCGUCACAAGACUCAAUCACCUGUUACCCUGAUAUUUUUGUUGAUGAAAUUCUUUGAAAGACUGGUACUGACCCAACUGAAGGACAUCACAGACGGCCUGGACGCCCAAAGAUCCUGUUCGUGGAUUUCAGCUCAGUGUUCAACGACAUCAUCUCACAAGUCCUCCGGUCCAAACUCACCAAGCUCCCUGCGCCCACCUCCACCUGUUGUUUGAUCACAAACUCCCACAAACACAAACUUUCACCAACAGACAAGACGCAGCAGGUACUACACACCACGAUACUAACCACACCUCAGAACAACCUGUUUAACAUGUCUGCAUGUAGACUGAAGGUGGAACAGCUGACAGCUCUACUGCAGUCACAAUAACCUGGAGCUCAAUACACUCAAAACUGUGAAGAUGACAGAGCUGAAAUAUUACACUUAUUCAAUACUAGCCCUCCCUUUUACAUGGAUUUUUACUUCUUCAAUUUUGCGUCUUUUUUCAUUUUAUUUACUCUUGUACAGUACAUGACGUUUUAUAUUAUUCCUCUGCAUGAUGUAUGAUAAAAUAUAUUGUAUGCUGUUAACUUGUCUUGGACAGGAUAUACCAUUAGUUUGUCUGUGUACAAUAGUAGAGUCAAAGAAAGUUUCCUGUUGAUCCAUGACUUGUGUUACGUUUACUUUAAAAUAAUAAUUAUGAACAAAAGUGAAGCAAAAGUAAAAACAGUAAUGGAGGGGUAAUCUAUAACCUAUAGUAAGUAAUCUGUACAGGACUUAAGAUAAAAAUAACAACUUUUGUUUUACUAAAAGUUUCCCUCCAGUCAAACCUUUGCUUUGCUUAUUGUUCCUUCACUUGGAAGUUUGUGUUUCCCUGUGCAGAAUGUUGUACAGCAUGUGCUGAGC